Molecule: messenger RNA, 375 nt
Organism: Enterobius vermicularis (human pinworm)
Lineage: Eukaryota; Metazoa; Nematoda; Chromadorea; Rhabditida; Oxyuridae
Source: the annotation of a GenBank genome assembly
AUGGCUACAGAAACGACAGUGGAAAGAAGGCAGGGUCCAGCGCUUAUAGGACGGCUCUACGUAAAAGGUGUAUUCACGGGAUACAAGCGUUCGCAUCGUAAUCAGAGAGAGCAUACUGCAUUAAUUAAGCUUGACGGUGUCUACAACAAGUCUGAUGCUCAAUGGUAUGUUGGGAAAAGGGCUCUCUAUUUGUAUAAAGGCCAUAACAAAUGUAAAAUCCCUGGAAGGAAACCGUCCCGUAUCAGGGCCAUCUGGGGCAGGAUAACUCGAGUUCAUGGUAAUAGUGGCGUUGUUAGGGCGAAGUUUCACCAUAAUCUUCCUCCAAAAGCAAUGGGGAAUCGUAUUCGUGUGAUGUUAUAUCCGUCGAAUAUUUGA